AGAAAGAAACACGAGGAGGAAAAAACAACAAAGAUCAUUUCUGGCGCCAAGUGGUCGGAUAACAGCUGCGUCUGCUGUCUCUGGCUUCGCGUUUUGGCGCUGAAAGGGCGGAAAAAAACCAGCUUUUCUUCAAAUUUCGUCAAUUACAACUGUCGGCACCAUUCAGGAUCAGUCCGCAGCUAGAAAUUCCAGUUAAGAUCUCUGACAGCAGCCGAAAAUCAACCCACUUUUUUCCUACUGACAAGAGGUGUGACAGGUGCGGCGAGAGAGAUCAAUACAUGCAAUGGAGGUGGACGAUUUGAAGGUUGAGGAGCACGAGUGCAGGACCUGUGGCCGUCCGUGCACCGUUGUUGCCUUUGAUUUAUUCGAAAAACCACAAGUUCGCAUGUGGCUGGAGAAGACCCUCAGUCUCAAGAUUUCAAAAUACGACGGCAAGUCCCAUUUCGUCUGCACAGACUGCUCGCAACACAUCAAGAACUGGAACAUGUUUCGAGCAAAAUACCAGCGAGCCAAGAGAGAAUUCGAAAAGGAAAACAAAGCUGGUGAUGGUGAAGUAGCUUCGAACAAGAAUGACAACCCGAAUCGAGUCAGACGACUCCAGAAAAGCAUCGAAGCAAACCAGGAGAGAAUUUUGACUGUACCUAAAGUCAAUGAGGAGAAAGAUAUCAAACCAACCAUUCCGAUGCGAAUCAAGAUUGAGCCCAAGAUCGAGGCUGAUCUCUUCAACACUUUUGGGUUCACUGAAAUCAGUGCUGUGGCUCCAGUGCCGAUCAAGCAAGAGAUCAAGAUGGAACACGGAGCGGUGAAAACCGAGGUUGACGACGAUGAUUUCGAUUACUCUCUGGGAAUGACCAAACCAAUGUCGAUUGAAAAACGCUUGAAACAAAUCAAACUGAAAUUCAAGAAAAUUGGCGAACGGGAAAAGAAGAAGAAAUUGAUCAGGGAACAGGAAAAGCUGCUCGGUGCGGGCAAGAAGAAAAACCCUAGGGAAAGAAUGCCUACCAAAAACCCAAGGAAGAGUUCUGGAAAGGAAGUUUCUGAACCGGAAAAUGCCACUGGAAAUGAUUCUGACAAGCCAAACAAGCCGAAGGUUCCUCAAGACAAGAAAUCCCGACCAAUGCCACUUUCAAAGAAGAAACGCCAGUCAAAUGGAAAUAAUACUGGUGCUACAAAAAGAAAGGCAAGCGAGUCUGAAGAUCCGUCUGCUGCAAAAAAGAUUUGCCUCCCUGCUUCGUUGAAAACAAGUUUGAUGGCGUAUGAGAAGCAAAUUCAAGAGAAUUUGGAAAAUUGAAUUGUGAAUCUUGUUAGGAGCUUCAGCACUAAUCAAGCUUUUUUUCCUGCACGAACUUUAGAAUCAAGCUGCAGCUCCUUGCACUCAUUCAACUAGAAUGACAAUAUUCUAUUUUUCUUACUGAGAGAGAAAAGAAAAAAAUGUAUUUUGCAACCUGAGGAGAUUGAUUAGUCUUAAGUAUGUGGGAAGCUGAACACUCCUUAAAUAUUCUUUUUUUGUCCAAUUGUUGAUCAUUCUUAAUGUGAAAUAAAAUCUGGCACAUUUCCACAAUGAUAUUGGGAAUAAUAUAGUUCCUGUUUUUGUCGAUAACAUUAUGUAAAUAAUAAGUCAGUUAAUUAUGUAACUAAAAAAGUUGGACAUCACAAUUUCGUGCCAUUAGAUGUGAACU
Messenger RNA from Neocloeon triangulifer, 1679 nucleotides. RefSeq lists its product as uncharacterized. The transcript has 5 exons. The coding region runs from base 284 to 1291 and encodes 335 amino acids. The record is from RefSeq and is a predicted model, not a curated record. Gene Ontology annotation, cellular component: nucleus. Gene Ontology annotation, molecular function: zinc ion binding. NCBI's taxonomy places the organism in Eukaryota, Metazoa, Arthropoda, Insecta, Ephemeroptera, Baetidae.